Miscanthus lutarioriparius is the source of this 3867-nucleotide messenger RNA. The record is from the annotation of a GenBank genome assembly. Lineage: Eukaryota; Viridiplantae; Streptophyta; Magnoliopsida; Poales; Poaceae.
AUGGCGGAAGGAAGCAGUAGCCAUAGGAGGAGUGCAUUCUCCCCUGGGCUGGCUGUGUUAUUGUCUGGUGACGAAGCUAAGAUUAGCCACCAGAAGUCGCACUUGGUGUCCUAUCAUGAUGAAAUUGGGCACCAGGCUGUUGAGAGGACGAUAGAGCACAUCUUUGAUCUCCCUCACAGGUCAGUGGUCCGGCCUCCUGGACCAAUUGACACGGGCUUCGUGCUCUCAGUGUUGAGGAAUCAAGCUAGAAAAUUUGAUAUUGACUGGGAAAAAUGCAUCCGUGGAUACCAUGGCAGCGUCUUGAUUGUGGACAAAGGUGCUGGGCAGAGCAAGGUGGUUCUUGAUGAUUCGAGCAUUUGCGGUAGCUUCAGGAAUGUCAGGGGACCUUUACUUGUUGAGAGCUCCGCCCCGUUCAGCAGUGCCAGGGCUAAUGCCUGUGUGUGGAAAGGAAAAUGGAUGUAUGAGGUGACCCUGGAGACAUCUGGAGUUCAGCAGCUUGGAUGGGCUACUCUCUCUUGCCCUUUUACUGAUCAGAAAGGUGUUGGUGAUGCUGAUGAUUCAUAUUCCUUUGAUGGCCGGAGGGUGACUAAGUGGAACAAUGACCCAAAGCCAUAUGGCCAGCCAUGGGCAGUAGAAGUUCACAACCUGGAGAAAUCUGAAUCAGCAUACUUUGAGAAACUGAGGAGGGUCAAAAAAUUCGCACCACUGCAAGAACUCUUUCGACCAAUUUCAGAAGGGAUAUGUGCAGAACUUUUCAGUGCUAUUGAAGUGAGCCAGGGGUGCCUUGAGUAUAUUGCCUGGGGCUCAUUGACCACUCUACUCUUAGAUGUUUUCAGGACUCGUGAGCCACAUGAUUUCUCAUGCCUUGAUCAGGUUCUUGACCUUUUCCUCCGGUUCCCAGGCUGCACUUCAUUAUUUCAGGAGCUCAUUGUGGCUCUUUCUUGCAUGUGCAAAGCUGCACCACUUGUGUUGACAGAAUGCCCGUAUUCUGGGUCAUAUCCAUUUUUAGUGCUGGUUUGCCACCUUCUGAGGCAUAAAGAUGUAAUGUGUUUAUGGUGGAAAGCAGAAGAUUUCGCUUUCUCGUUUGAAGGGUUCCUUACAAGGAAGAUUCCAAAUAAGCAGGAUUUACAGUGCCUUGUACCAUCUGUUUGGUGGCCUGGGUCUUCUGAGGAUGAAGUUAGCAUGACACUGACGAUGACAACACUCUCAGAUGCAAUAAAAAAGAUUGAGGAGAUGCAUCGUGAGCUUUGCAGCUUGGUAAUAUGCUUUAUUCCACCAAUGUCUCCGCCUCAGCCUCCAGGCUCUGUAUUUAGGUCCUUUGUACAAAGUUUGGUGCUGAAAGCUAGAGGUGGUGAUCAUAGGAUGGUUGUCAAUGGGACUUUCAACAACACUGUGCUUGUUUCAUUGUACACAGUAAUCCUACAUUUGUUGUCUGAAGGAUUUUCUAUGGAUUCUGCUGGAUCUGCGUCAUCCUCUAAAGCGAACUGUGGGAAUGGUGUUGGAUUUCUUCACAAAGGUGGAAAGCGCAAGUUUCCAACACAAUUGCUUUUUAGGAAUGAUGCCUAUUACAGUGUAAUUCCUAGAAUCGGUGGACCACCAAGUAUUUUGAUGCAUCACCAAUUUGAUGCUGUGGAAAAUGAAGUACAAUGGGAUGAAGGCUGCAUGAAUGAUGAAGAGACACGUGUUACACACACUACAGUACAGAAGCCUUGUUGCUGCUCAGUGACAGAUGUUGCUGUUGGCCUAAGAUACAAAGAAACUGCUAAGUAUGUGCCAUCAACUUCAAAAGGCCCAUGUAAGCCUAUGCCUGAAAGGUCUGCUCAUGUAGCUGCUGAGUGCAAUGGUAGAGGUCUGAGUGAUGAGAUCGAAGACAAACCUAGCUCUAGUGCUCAAGAAGAAAUUGAAUAUGGAUACCAAGCACUGCAUAGUCUUGAAAACAUGCCAAUGGCAACUCAAUCUUCGUCGGAAGCACUUAAAGAAGAAGAGCUGCUUGAUGUUAUGUUGUUGUUAUACCAUCUGGGCAUCUCACCAAAUUUUAGGCAGGCUUUUUAUUUCAUGUCUCAGCAGUCGCAGUCCAUUUCUUUACUAGAAGAAACUGACAGGCAGAUACGAGAAAAAUCAUGCUCAGAGCAAGUAAGGCGUUUGAAAGAAGCCCGGAAUAGCUAUCAUGAGGAUUUGGUGGAUUGUGUACGCCAUUGUGUUUGGUACCGGGCCGCCCUUUUCUCCCAGUGGAAGCAAAGGGGAAUGUACGCAACUUGCAUGUGGGUCGUGGAGCUUCUUUUGGUCCUUAGUAACUCAAAUAACAUUUUCCACUAUGUUCCUGAGUUCUAUGUGGAAUCACUGGUUUCAGCAUACUCUUUGAGUGCUUCAAAGUUAUCUAAGGGUUCUGUUUUAUCAAUAAUAGGUCACUCUGGUUGUCAAGCACUUUACGAUGAUACAAGGAUAGUGAAUCCUGACUUGAAAGAUCUUCUUCUUCAAUCCAUAUCAGUCCUUGUACAAUACAAAGAAUUCAUGCUUGUUUUCGAAAACAAUCGGGAGGCUAUAAAUAAGAUGCCUAGAUCACUUUUAUCAGCUUUUAACAACAGAUCAUGGAUUCCUGUUACGAACAUACUUUCCCGGUUCUGCAAAGGCUCAGGAUUUGCUUCCUCUAAGAAUGGCGAAUCCUCAUCAUCUGCAACUUUUCAGGUUCUACUGAGGGAGACAUGUAUUCAUGAACAAGAGCUGUUCUUUUCCUUCCUCAAUCGACUUUUCAAUACACUCAGCUGGACAAUGACCGAGUUCUCUAUGUCCAUCCGGGAGAUGCAAGAUAAAAACCAGAAUCUUGGAAUUCUGUACCGAGAGAUUCCUUGUGCAUUUCUCAUGGGACCAGAUAUGAAUUUAUGGAGGUUGACUGAAUUAGUUGUCUUUAUUCUCAACCACAUCAUAUCAGCAGCUGAUGCAGAGUUCUUUGACAUGACACUAAGACGGCCAGGGCAGCAUCAAGAGAAAACAAAUCGUACUAUGAUCUUGGCUCCUCUUGUCGGCAUUAUCCUCAGUCUUAUGGAAUGUAGCAGCACAUCAGAACAAAGGGAGCUAAAUGAUGUGAUUGCAGUGUUUGCAAGCAUGGAUUGCCCUGCCACAAUCCAUUUUGGGCUGCAGUACCUACUGAGCUACAACUGGAGCAAUGUUCUUCGAGGGGAUUCCUCCCUUGCAAAGCUAGCACAGCUUGAAGAGUUCUCCCAUUACUUCCGACGCAUUACAGUGUCUGUGGAUGAUGAAAAAGACCAUAGCAUUAACAUGGGUGAUGAAGAAGCAGAUGACACCUGUUGCAUUUGCUACAACUGUGAUUCUGAUGCAACAUUCCAGCCAUGCCAUCACCGGUCCUGUUUUGGCUGCAUAAGCAGGCAUCUCCUGAACAACCAGAGGUGCUUCUUCUGCAAUGCAGUGGAUGAUGAUAGUACCUGCCCAUACAUCCGCUCUGAGAAGGAGUAUAUGGCCUUUGAAGCACAGGAACGGAGGGUGCAGUUAGUGAAGGAUACAGCUGGUGUUUGUUGCGCCGAUUUGAAGGAAGAAUUGGAACUAGUGAAGCAAACACUGGAUAGUGUUGUAGGAGAGGUUUGGAAAAUAAAGAUGCUACAUGUUGAGGUGAUGCCUGCAGUGAAGCCUAAAGUCGGCAACAAGAACAUGCAGAUUGUGCUUGAUUCUUCUUUUUUAGCCGCUGUCUAUAUAGGCUUUGUAGGUGUCAUGAUUGGUGUGGUUGUUGCUGGCCAUCUGAAAUAUACAGAACUGUUCCAGGAAUUGUUCCCAGAACACAUGUAUCAUAUGUAUGCCAUUAAAGCCAUCACUAGUCAAGGCAAUAAGAAUGUAACACAAAUAUAUCCCAUAUAG